This is a messenger RNA of Paramecium octaurelia, 3447 nucleotides long. NCBI's taxonomy places the organism in Eukaryota, Ciliophora, Oligohymenophorea, Peniculida, Parameciidae. The record is from the annotation of a GenBank genome assembly.
AUGAAAUUAAAUAUUUCAGGAACAUCUAUUAACACGAAAUCCUCCCUCAACACCAAAAAAGACCAGGAUAUUAGGAAUCUGAAAUAGAAUGACGACCAUCUAUUUUUUGAUCUAACAGAAUUUUAAACAUCUGAUUCAAACACACCAUUAAGUAUUUAACUGAAAGACACUACCUUAACCAAUCAAUAACAAAAUAAACAUUUCUUCCCCUCCAAACCUAUUUUAUCAGAAAACAAACUGCCUCCCCUGAAUUCCAGGUACCAUUUAGUGUAAGAAAUCUCAAGAGAACAAAUUAUAAAAAAGAAACUCUUCAAAGAAAACUAUUCAGUCAUAUCGUUCCCCUCCACACAAUCCUUGUAAAAAAGUCAAUCAAUCGAUUAUUAGAAACUAGGAUAAGAAAUAGUCACUGCUCCAAAUUCUCAAGAUUAUUACAGAUUUUAUAAGCAUUCAAAAAAGUGUAUGGACAUCCAAUCAUUCAAUGAAACUCCAAAUAACAUUUAUGUAAAUCUGAAUAAAGCUAUGGAAUAACAAUAAUGUAUGCCAAGAAAAAUGCAAAUUAUAGACAAUCACAAUAAAAAAGAUAUUUGUGUAGCUGGUCAAUUGAGUAGUCCAUAAUAUAUUAAGAUGUUUGCUGCAGGACUAGGAUCAACAACAUUCAACCAAUUAGAAAAACUUAGUUUGAGUUCGAACAAUCUUAAUAACGAUGAUUUGGAAACCAUUUUGGAUCAAUUACCAAAGUCCGUUUAAAGUUUGGAUUUAAAAAAUAAUAAAAUCUCCAAAAAUGGAUGCUUGUUUUUGUAGAAGUUGCUAAUUAGACAACACUAAUUCGUCAUUGAACUUAACUUAGAGAACAAUCAAAUUGGAGACUAAGGCUUAAAGUACUUAAUUGAUUCAUUGCAAAAUAACAAAUGUCUAAGAAUCCUUAAUUUAUCUCAUAAUUAAAUCUAAGAUCAAGUUAUGGAGCCAUUUGGGAAAAUGAUGAAAAAAGUAUUCAAUAUAUUUAAUAAUAGAAUAAUAUCAUUUAGGAAUUGUAUUUACAUUACAAUAAAAUAACAUUUAAAGGUGGCAUAUUCUUAUUCAAAGGCUUAAGUAAGAAUGCUGUGUUGAAAGUCUUGGAUGUUUCAUUUAACAAGUUAGGAGGCAAUAAGGAUUGCACUAAUGAAAUAUGUAAUUUGAUUGCCAGACCUCAUCCUGAAUUGAUCCACUUGGAUUUAUCACAUAAUGAUUUCAAAGCCAACGAUUCUUAGAAAAUAGCAAAUGAAUUAGAGUUCAAUAAAAUCAUUUAUGGAUUUCAUUUUGAAGGCAAUUCAAAUUAUCAAAUAAAUCAUAAAGGAUAUCUUAAAGAAUAAAAAAAUAAAAAAAUAGUUACUGAAUCACAAUAAGAUGACAUCAAUAUAGAAGAACAGGAUAAAAAACAGCUUGAAAUAUAAAUGUAAUAGAUUGAGUAGCAAACUCAAAAGAAAAAGAAUGAAUUCAUUAGAAUUUAGAGUGUAGAUAUAGUCAAUUUAUAGUUGGAGAAUUGCUGGAUUUGUUAAGGUUGGAUUGAAGUUCUUUUUCAAUGGAAACCACAUAAAUCAGGACUCUUAGACGAAGAUCCAAUAUUCAUCCAUCUUGAAUUUGAAGAUUAUUAACCAUCACUUAUGUAAAAAUCCUCUGAAGGCAACUUUAAUCUAUAUAGAAUGUGUCCACCCAAUCAAACAAUCAGAUAUUUUUUCAGCAAUCCAGUAUAAAAUGUCUAGGUUUAUGCUAAGGAUUAAAAGACUAUUUAAACAUAGACACAUUCUCAAUUGAGGAAUUUUGGAGUACAGAUGGAAUAUUCUAAUGGCAAAUUAUUAUAAAGUUAACCGUUGCACACAGUUAAUAUGAUUCAUACAUAACAGUCAGCUCCCAUAUUUGAUAAAAAGAAACAUUAUUUAGCAAACAUUCAAUGUAAACCAAGAGAAUCUGAGAAAAUCGUUGAAUUUGAUGUAGAAUUGGCUAAGAAGAGAAAAUGGACUUUAGAUAACUCAAUUUUCAAGGAUUUUGAUGAAGAUACAGAAGUGCAUUUAGAAUAAUGCUUGGAAGCUGAUCUAGAAAACAGUAAAAUAAUUAGACAUCUAAUCAACCAUAAUGAAAUUAACCCUUUGAAAGUAUAUUCUGUUUAUUUAUUAUAGGAAUAAUUAAAGAAGUAUUAUAAAUACAUCAUUUCAUGUUAUAAAUAUUUAGCCUCCUAGUAAUGCGAAACUGAUUUUCCAAGAAUAAAUAUUUAAACAAUCUAAGGUUUUUAUUAUUAAUCUAAAAAUAAUCAACUUAUUAAAUAAGUAGACUGGGAAAUCUGUUUAAUUAGUACUAUAGUGAUCAAAGACUUUAAAUCUUAAUUUAUUCAAGAAAGAGCAUUAGUUAGACAUCAAUUUUUAGAGUUAUUAAUAAGAUUAGCAAAGGAAACCUAUGUUAAAUAAGGAAAUUGCUCAAGCAUAGCUCAAGGAUUUGAGAAGAUGAUGUAAGCUUAAACUGGAUAAUUUGGGUUUAUUUUAGAUUAUGGUUGUGCUCAAUAAUGGAGAGAUGAAAGAUAUUGGACAUAAAUUAUGGAUAUGACAAUUAGAUUAAAAUUGCCAUUUCUAAAAUAACUAUUUUCAUAUACAUCAAACUUUUCAAAUAAGCCAUAUGCUAAGGAGAAAUUUAUUUCCUUCUAAGAUUUAAAGGUAUUGCUCCAAAAUUCUGAUUUCUACCCUAACUUAAUAAAUGAAUAACAACUCUAUUUUAUUUAUUUACAAUCAAUCAUGAUGCAAGUAGAUGAAAUUACUUAAAAGAGACACUUUGAAAUGCAAUUUAUUGAGUUUAUAGAAGCUUUAGCUAGAAUUGCAGAGUUCAUAUCUCCAAAUUCAAAUAAUUAUUAGAUUAAAUAGUUAAAUGCCAAAUAAAGAAGAACUUUACCAUUGUAUAUAAAGUUUGAAGGUAAAAUUAUAUAUAAAUAUGAAAGGUUUAUUGUAUAUUUUGUUCUAUAGAAUUAAAAGAUUUGAUGUAGAUAUAAAUGUAAUUGAAAAAAGUGUCAUUAAGAGUCAUGAGAUUAAACGAUUAGGAAUCUUUAUUGAAGAUAAUUAUAGCAGCAGUAGCAGUGGAGAGGAAGAUAAUGAAGUCUCAAAUUUAAGAUUAUCGUUUACAGAUCCAUAGAACAUUAUUAACAGAAUGCUUUAUGAUGAUGAAUGCAGAAUGAGCUUUAAAGAUACGAUUAGUAACUAAAGUAGUGGGAAGAAGAGAAAGAAUUCUCUUUAAAAAUAAGACUCUAUCACUCUAAAACGAAGUGUGCUUAGAAGAAAUACAUUUUAAAAUUAAUUGCAAUAGAUAAAAAUUGCUCAACUUGAAAAUGAAAUGGCUGAAUUAGCUGAAUAUGAAGACAGUACUCCUUUGAAUAAACUAAGAAUUCAAAAUCGCAAGGUUACAAGAUCGAAAUAUGACAUUGUCCUUUGA